Lates calcarifer (barramundi perch) is the source of this 3022-nucleotide messenger RNA. RefSeq names its product voltage-dependent calcium channel gamma-6 subunit. The record is from RefSeq and is a predicted model, not a curated record. Gene Ontology annotation, molecular function: calcium channel regulator activity. The coding region runs from base 871 to 1734 and encodes 287 amino acids. NCBI's taxonomy places the organism in Eukaryota, Metazoa, Chordata, Actinopteri, Centropomidae. Gene Ontology annotation, biological process: regulation of calcium ion transmembrane transport via high voltage-gated calcium channel. Gene Ontology annotation, cellular component: L-type voltage-gated calcium channel complex; membrane. The transcript is spliced from 7 exons.
UAAAGCUGAACUGGCCUCUUCUUCAAACGUUGCCUGUACAGAGUGUUUAUGGAGUCCAGUUUGCUGUUUGUGUGAUAUAACACAGGAACUUUUCUUCUCCGGUGCCGAUUCCACGACGGCUUAUUUUAGGAGACAGUAGGAAGGAUAUUUUAAGAGAGUGAACUUGUUAAAGGGUGCUCGUCGAUAGUCACAGCUGCUGUAAUGAGUUUCUUCCUCGUGCUUCAAUGCUACUUUUCCAGUGUGUCCAAUCGGAGGCCUUAUAAGGAGAGCCGUGAUCAGUUUUGAUGAGAAGCAUCCCUUCUUUCACUCCUGACCUCUACCUCUAUUGACUCUCAGUGGAUACACUUUUGUAUACACCUGUUAUACUCUGUGAUUUUCUUUUUUUCAUGAUGAUCCAUUUAUUGGUUCUGCAGCUGUCGUCCAAGCCGCCAUUUUUAUCAAACCUUUUCUCAAGAGAAGGCUGAUUCCUGCCUUUUCAGCUUAAGUUUUCAGAGAUAUUAAGUUUUUGUUACCAAGGACAUUUUUUUCUUCUAUUUUUCUGCUUUCUUGUGUUAGUUCUUAUUAAACAGUCAUUUUCUUUUUUUCAUUUUUCCUUCUACCUCUUCGCUUCAGCCCUUCCUUUCUGCCACAUACACCUGUACCACAUUAUUUUACUUCACCACUGUGUCACGCUGCUUUUCAUCAUUUUCUUUUUGGGCACAAGCUGAGAAUACACAACAGUUUUCCUCACACAACAGUUUUUUUUGUUUCUGUCUUUUUUUUUCUGUUGCUGAAGUUGUACCAUCCCUGCAGAGGGCACAGCUCAAAGCGAGCUCGGUUGCCAAAGUUAAUCCCACUCGGCUGUCUUAGUUGUUUUCUAUUUUGUACAAAAUGUGGUCUACCUUUUUUGUGACUGACGAGGAGGGCCGCACGGUGGGCCCGGCGGCAGCAGGAACAGUGGGAGGGGCUGCACCUGGGGGAGCAGCCCAGGGUGCAGGGGGUCUGGCCAGCCUGAUGAGCGGACGCAGCACGUUUGGGGGGAACAAGCGCCGCCGGACAACGUCAACAGGACACACCAUGAGUGAGGCCCAGGAGGGAAAGAUCAAGUUGGCGUUCUUUGUGGCCAUCGUGGGCGUCGUCCUUACUGUGCUCGGGGUGGGGACAGAGUUCUGGGUGGAGCUAGCACCCCCGAAGAGUUUCUACAACAAUCAGACAUGUCUGACAGCUCACUAUGGCCUGUGGAAGGGCUGCACCAAGACCCUGUGGGUGGCUGAUAUCGACCCAGAGAGAGAAAGCUGUGGACCUGCUGAACUGCCCGGAGAAUCAAACUGCACCUACUUCAAGUUCUUCACCACGGGGGAAAAUGCUGUGAUGUUUCAGAAGACAACGCAGAAGAAUCUGAAUGUAGUGGCAGCCAUGUUGGCCCUGUUCAGCCUGUUCCUCAUGGUAAUGGGGGCCAUAUGCAUCACCAUGUCUCUCAGUAAAGAAAUCCUGUUCUUCCUCAAGCCAGCAUCAGUCUGCUUCAUUCUGUCAGGUGUCCUGGUGCUUCUCUCUCUCAUGGUUUUCCACCAGUCAGUCCUGGCUUUCCUGGCCAGCGACCACACGGUUCCUCUUCACCACGAGCUGUCCUGGUCAGUGUCGUGUAUUGGCUGUGCGGGGGCCGUCCUGAUCAUAGGUGGGAUCCUCUUCCUGCUGCUGGCACUUCCCUACAGCCCCUGGCAGAGGUGUCUCCCUCAGAAGAACAGCAGCAGCUAGUGGCCUGGAGGUGGUGUUGCACUUUAUAUUUCCCAAAGAUGUCUCAGCAAACAGAUUGCUUUUUCUGUAUAAGGAGUGAUGUGCAUGUGCAUUCGUAAUCAACUUACCCACUAAGUAAUGAGAAGGAUGAAGUAUCCACUUCUUCAUUGGUCCCCGUCAAAAGAUUCUGUACUGCAGAACAUUUACUUUUCACAAGUUCAGUGUAAAACGUCCUCUUUGAUUGUUAAUUUGAGAUCUUCUUGUUCUUUGGUUUAAGACUCCCAGCUUGUAACACAACCUUGAUGAAAUUCAUCCUGUUAGUGAACAUGGAGCUAGCUUAAAAGCUCUAAUGCCAUGUUAAAGUGAAAUAUGCCUUGUAGUAUUCUCUAAUAUGGUAAUCUUAAUGCUUAGACAUGUUUGGGAAACAGUCCUGUAUUGUCUUACUAAUUAUCCUGCAGGGUUUGGAGGCAAUUCACUGUGUACUGUUUGUAUUUUCAUAUGAGACAUUUGUUGUGUCUGUUUGUUCUGGGAAAGUUCAUCAUUAAGUGAACUAAGAAUAUGAACUGAAUGUACAACAAAUAUAUUAAAGCAUCAUCAAGUCUAACAUUGCUGCCUUGCCCAGAAUCAGCCACCUGUCUGCUCACGUAACAAGACGACCAUCCGCACCCUCAAAAAUAAAAACUACACUGAAUGAACUGAGCCGUUUGUUGACCUCCAAUCUGAGAACCUCAUUUAAAAAACUAGUUCAUUCUCAGUGAUGUGUGAAAACAAACAGUAUUAUGUUUGUCCUCUGAUGCCUUCCCUUCUGCAGAGCUGCUUUUUACUAUGUUGGAUGUUAUGUUGUUGUUUUGUUCAUCAGUUAUCAGUCAUAGACAUUAAUUAGCAAUACAAGACAAGUACAUUCAUCUGUUUUCAUUUAUUUUGCGCCAUAUAUUUAUUAUCUGUGUCUGAGCAUAAUUGUGAACACAACUUGUCUUUUUAUCAUCAGGAUCCAGAAGAAUAUGUUUAAUAUGAAGUUUUUAAAUGAGGUGCAAGGUAGUUACUUUAUAAAGUGUUAGACAAGUCUGCCUAGAAAACACUGUAAAGAUUUAUAGCGGAGUAGAAGCUACACAGUGUUAAAUCAGCUAAAAGUGUGAGGCGCUGCCAUGUUUUUACCCUCAGUGUUUCUCUCGGAUGAUUUAUGCUAGAACAAAGUGCUUUUCUGUGCCAGAAUGGAAGGUGAACUGUCUCUGCAACUUUUUUGAACUGAAUCGAUUGAGUACGAAUGACUUCAUUUUAUUAUUAAACAUGACAUGAAUAUUUAAUGUCA